Messenger RNA from Stomoxys calcitrans (stable fly), 1695 nucleotides. RefSeq names its product putative inorganic phosphate cotransporter. NCBI's taxonomy places the organism in Eukaryota, Metazoa, Arthropoda, Insecta, Diptera, Muscidae. The record is from RefSeq and is a predicted model, not a curated record. Gene Ontology annotation, molecular function: transmembrane transporter activity. Bases 80 to 1522 code for a protein of 480 amino acids. The transcript has 4 exons. Gene Ontology annotation, biological process: monoatomic anion transport; transmembrane transport. Gene Ontology annotation, cellular component: plasma membrane.
GAUUAACGAACGUUUACCCAAACGGUAGUGGGUUACGGCAGUGAAGAAGGAAGAACGAGCCAGUGCGAAAUUGUGAAAAAUGACAGCGGAUAUAGCAAAGGGGCCUAUAUUGGGCCAGAGACAUUUGCAGAUUUUCUUGCUCUUCCUUUCCAUUACCGUCAACUACAUUGCCAAAUUUAAUGCCGGCGUAGCAGUGGUGGCCAUGACAAAUGCGGAAACUACAAAUCCCAACUUUCCGGAAUACGACUGGGAUGAAAUGCAAAAGUCCUUCAUCUUGUCGAGUUUCUUCUGGGGUUACUUUGUGACGCAAUUUCCCGGUGGCUAUCUCUGCAGACGCUUUGGAGCGAAAAUAACCAUGUUCAUAUCGACCAUCGGCUCGGCUCUUGCCGCACUUCUUAUACCCUUUACCGUGGAUUGGGGUGGUUGGCAAGUCUACUGUGGCAUACGUGUGAUCCAGGGUCUAUUUCAAGGUCUACUCUUUCCUUGCAUUCAUGCCCAUCUGGCCGCCUGGUGUCCUGUGGAGGAACGAAAUCGUUUGGGCGCCCUGGCAAAUACUGGCAUUGAGUGUGGGACAGUGUUGGCCAUGUUCUUGGGUGGCAUAAUAGCAGCCUCCAGCAUGGGUUGGCCUGGCAUAUCCUAUGUCUCAUGUGCUGUUGGAGUCUUCUGGUGCAUUUUGUGGCUAAUAUUUGCAGCAAAUACACCACGUGAAUCAAAAUUGAUUUCAGAGGUAGAGCUUAAUUACAUUGAGACCUCCAAGAAUGCCCUGAAGGAGAUGGAUGUCAAGGAGACACCGAAAAAAAUUCCUGUGCCUUGGAAGGCCAUAAUGACAUCAUGGCCUUUCUGGGCUUUACUGGUGGCCAGAUCAGCUCAAUCCUGGGGUUUCUCCACGCUGCAAGCCGAAAUCCCCUCCUACAUGAAUGGUGUGCUUGGCAUGGACAUGAAGAGCAAUGCAAUGUUUUCGGCUCUGCCCUAUUUUACCAUGUGGUGCAUGUCCUAUGUAUACCUUAUUCUAUCGGAUAUUUUGUUGCAACGCAAGGUCCUAACCUUAAAUGGGGUUAGGAAAACCUUCAAUUCUUUGGCCUUUUGGGUGCCGGCAAUUGGCUUGAUAGCUGUGGGUUUUGUGGGUGAGGAUCAACAAACCUUGGCCAUUGUUCUGAUGACAGCGAAUGUGGGCAUCAAUGCAGGCUCUACCAUAGGCAGUGCUUUAAACACCAUCGAUUUGUCACCCAAUCAUGCAGGCAUUCUCAUGGGUAUAGUGAAUACCUCGGCGAAUUUCAUACCAAUUUUAACACCCCUUUUGGUGGGCCUGAUUGUGAAAAAUGAGGAGGAUCGUACCGAAUGGCAAAUUGUCUUUGCAAUUUCAGCCAUUGUCUUCGGCUUAGGCAAUUUGUUCUACAUUGUCUUUGGAUCAACCCAACUCCAGCCUUGGGAUGAUGAAAAUUUCCUUAAGUCCUCCCAAGAAACACAAAAUGAAGACUACCCCACCGAAAAAAAAUCCAUAGAGAAUAAGGAAAAAUAUUAGGAUACUCACCAAACAUAGUCUUAGACUAGUUAGCUAAUAUCAGAAUAUGUAUUGCUGCAUCAUGUGAUAUGUUUAUGUAUGCCUGUUCAAAAAAAGUAUUGUUUGAAUUAAGAAUUUUAGGAUAAAAACUAUAGCAAAUAAACCAAAUGAGCCAAUAUAUUAUUGGAAGAAAU